Linum trigynum is the source of this 1473-nucleotide messenger RNA. The record is from the annotation of a GenBank genome assembly. Lineage: Eukaryota; Viridiplantae; Streptophyta; Magnoliopsida; Malpighiales; Linaceae.
AUGUAUCGAUAUGCAUGUAGCCGCCUGAAGGAGACGCCCUCUUUUGAUGCGUUUCGGCUACUGUAUAAGAUCCGGGAUUCGACUAACUGUUGGUCCAUCGGAAGGCGGGACAGCGCCAUUGGUCUGGUAUCGGGAUCGCCCAAGCUUGACUCGCCUUGGUACAGGGAGUAUCUGUUUGCUCGUCCCACGGGGCAGUCGUAUUCUGGGGGAACCGCUCCUCCCACCGAGUAUGCGGUAGGAUCUAAGGAGUCUUGGUGUUCCUCAACUCAGUACUCUUCGGCGGUUAGGGAUCAUGUGGACCGCCUCAUUGAAGGAUUUCACCUGCGUGUGUAUCCCAGCGGUUCAGGGAGUGCAUACGAGCAUGUUCGCGAUUUUUAUGGUCUGAGAGCAUUGGCCGAUGCGGUUCGUCCCAAGAAGAAGAAAGUUGUUGUGAAAGUGAGCGACCCUCGGGGAGCGGGUCCCUCGAUGACCGCUGCUGGAGCGGUAAAGGUUGUCGUUCCACCUCAGCGCCAGGGGACGCCCUCGUCACCUGGUGCGGUCACCCGUGGAGCUGGUAAGAGGCUGAUGGAACCUAGUGUUCCUGUCAAUUUGGCUAAGCGGUCGAGGACCAACUCGCCGCGUUCAAAGGUUGGGGAAAACCGCGGUAAGGCUGUGUCUCCUUCGGUGAAGGUGACUCAAGUUGAUCUUCCUCCUCAGGCGGCCACUGAUGGUGAGGCUGCUGAACUCGCUUUUCACACGAUCUGCGAUCAGCUUGUCAUGCCACCCGAGUAUACAGCUUCUUCCAGUGGUAACAGCAAGCGCCUUGCCGGAACCGCCACUCAGUUCUUCUUUGCGGCCCAGAUUGGAUUCUCUCAGAUUCUGAUGAACAACGACCGCCUAUCAAAAACCGUUGACGACCAGGCCGUAGAGAUUGCCAAGCUGAAGAAGAGCUCGAGCGAGGGGAGAGAAGCGUUGCUGGGGGAGAUUCGUCCACUGGUGGAGCGGGAAUAUGAGGAGCGGUUAGCCCGGAAAGACAAGGAGCUCAGUUUAGGAAGGGAGGCGGUUCGGAAAGCUCAGGAAGAGAGGGAUCAGCUGCAGGAGCGUGCAAAGAAGUCAAGUGAGAUGGAGAAGUUGUUACUGGAAGAGCAGGAGUCACUUCGGAAAGAGGUAGAGGCUUUGAAGCUGGAGAAGGCGGCCUUGCAAGUGAACCAUCAGGCUGAGUUGGAGACCGCUCGUGCUGAAGCCGGUCCAGCAUACUUAGAGUCUGCCGAGUUUCAAGCAAUGGACAAUGAGAAGUACAAGACCAUCGUCGGCAACGCGGUUGCUACUAUCCGUCAUUGGUUUCGUAUGGACCAACCAGAGGCGGUUUGGAGUACCGACGAGAUCUGGGAUGCAGUUGGUGCGUGGACGGAUGCGGAUGUGAAUUCUGAAAACGAGGAAGAAGGUUCUCCGGUCGCUGAUGGUGGAGGUGAUGAUGGCCCCCGCGAUUCUUGA